This is a messenger RNA of Drosophila busckii, 1391 nucleotides long. RefSeq names its product maker193. NCBI's taxonomy places the organism in Eukaryota, Metazoa, Arthropoda, Insecta, Diptera, Drosophilidae. The record is from RefSeq and is a predicted model, not a curated record. The transcript has 4 exons. The coding region runs from base 20 to 712 and encodes 230 amino acids.
GAGCGUUAAUGCUGCGAAAAUGUUCAACAGUUUGUUCUCCGAUCGUUAUAAUAAGAAACGCAGCAUGUUCUACGAACAAUACAAGGCCACACGUCGACGUUAUCCCAACUUGCCUAUAUACAAACGUGCCAAGGAGCCAAUGCAAUUGCCUAGCAAAUUUGUAAAGCGCACACAGCGCAAAUUUAAGCAGCAUGACUUUGACUAUGAGGACUGGAUUACGAGCAAUUUCGUAUCGAUUGUGGUGCGACGCAACCUUGAGCAGCGCAGCGCACAGAAAUUAAUGCCACGCAUCUCAGCGGAUUGCCAAGAGAACUGCAGUUGGCGUUGUUGGCCGCAGGACGACGACGAGCAGCAGCUUGAGGAUUUGGAGCCAAGACGCUCGCAGCGUUUGAAUUUAAAAUUUAAGGAAAUCUACGAGCCAUGGCAAUUGCACACAAAUGAUGCAAUCAAUUGGCAACAGCCGCUGACAACAACAAAUGCAAAGGCCACGUCUUGGCCCACGCUAGUGCCCGAAAUUAGAUGCGAGACGCCAACAGGCGAGCAGCUGGAGCAGCUGCAGCAAUUGAAUUUUAUCAAUGAGUAUGCCAGCCGUCACGAGUCGCUGCUCUAUUGCAACAUGUGCGGCAGUCGUUUCGAAAAGUCCUGCCAACUGGAGCUGCAUACGCUGGAGGAGUGUCGCAAAUAUUUGUUGGCCACGCUGCUGCUCAAGUAAAUAGCAGCAAACUAUCAAUAGUAUGGCCCAAGUAGCUAACAAGCUAAUCAAAUUUAAUUUAAGUAAUUUAUAUGCAUGUAAAGCCAGAGCCUAAGCAGCAGCAACUAACGCUAGUGCAGGCAUUAAAGCGCUGACUUUAACUGCAACGUCUUUGCAGUAAACAGCGUCGUAAGCUGUAAAGUAAAAAACAUAUGCUAAAUAUGCAUAAAUUCAAGCUACUUUGCAUUUAUAUGAAUACGAAUAGCGCAACAACAAGUAAAAGUGCAAUACGCCUGACUGCGAUAUACACUUUGAACUGAAUUCAAAUGUAAAUAAAGUUCUUUGUUUGAGAAACGCUUAAACUUUACUUAGAACUCUUUAAAUUUGGCGAUAAGAAUGAAUUCAAAUGUAAACACAGUUAAAAAAGAAUGAGCGACUACUUGGAAAGUCUUUUGAAUUUAUAUGAACACAAAUAGCCUUGAGUUUAAACUGAAGCAUUACCAACUUUGAAAUACAUUUUGCUCAUUACUUCAAUGCAAACAUUGCCUUUUUUUUUGUAUGAAAAGUAACAUCUGGAUUUGUAACACUUAGAAGCGAAACUUUGGAACUCAGCUUAGGUUGCGCUUAGAGAUAAAUUCACGAUUAUAAGACGAAUGUAAAUAAUAUAAAUAUUUUAACCAAGAUAUGUAGCUAGUUAUUC